Molecule: messenger RNA, 492 nt
Organism: Angiostrongylus costaricensis
Lineage: Eukaryota; Metazoa; Nematoda; Chromadorea; Rhabditida; Metastrongylidae
Source: the annotation of a GenBank genome assembly
AUGCUUCAAUCAGUUGUGCUUAAAGCUCGUGUCGAUGACCUAGAGGAAAUGGAGACCUUAAUUUUCGACCUUACCGACUCAUUGGGCACUUUCUUCGUUCAGGAGGACGUGUAUUUCAAUGUGCCCAAUGGCAACCUCAAGCUACGUAUCAUGCAUCCAAAUACUUUCAAGCAACACUUAAUGGCUCAUGCACGUACUUUGUCUGAAAUGAUGGUCAAACAAAUAAAGUUCUACCAAGCCCAGAAAUCGUUUUGUGGCGUGAUUUCUCUUAGACCUAACAACUUAGGAAUUGCUUUAGAUUCGCUGCUAGUCGUCUUUGCUGUGUUCCUAUCUCAUGUUUCUGCAUUUAAGGCUACACUUGGUGCAGCUCUUGGAGAACGAGGUGCGAUCACAAAAAAACGUCGGGUGUUUACAAUGGAUGACGUAAGGAUCUAUUUGGAUGAUGUUGCUAACAUUGGGCAAUUUAUUGACAUAACAGUGAGUUUUUUUUAA